Ooceraea biroi (clonal raider ant) is the source of this 2831-nucleotide messenger RNA. RefSeq names its product TweedleT (gene TwdlT). Gene Ontology annotation, cellular component: chitin-based extracellular matrix. The record is from RefSeq and is a predicted model, not a curated record. Lineage: Eukaryota; Metazoa; Arthropoda; Insecta; Hymenoptera; Formicidae. Gene Ontology annotation, molecular function: structural constituent of chitin-based larval cuticle. Gene Ontology annotation, biological process: chitin-based cuticle development.
GUAUCUCAUAAUCGGGGACUUUCCUCUAUAUUAUUUCAAGAGGAAAGAUAAUGUUUCUCGAUUGAGCCAUCGUGACUGUGAACUCUAGAGUUUUAUUAUCCUAUUUAUUUGUACGAAAUAAAUAAGUUUUUACAACCGUUAAUUAUAGUAGUAUAAAUACUACUGAUUCGCCCAAGUACCAGAUGAAUUUCGUGCGACCGUUAAACACCUGUUCCGAUUAUACACCUCCUGUGGAGCGCGCCGAAAACUUUCCUGUUAAAUGCACGUAAUGCACGCAUUAACGAAUACCGAUACAUGCUCGUAAAAUUCAGCUUCCUCACGAGUUCUGAGUAAACCGGUCGUUUAACGCGAAUCAUCUCCUCGCACAAGUGCACAAGUGUGCAUUUCGUGUCGCGCGGAGUCGAGUCUCGGCGAUUUUCCAAAAUUAUAUUAUUUAAUAAUUUUUUAUGUUCACAACAUCCGCGCUUAUCUGUGUUUUCUCUUGUUAUUGCAUUUUUCGGUGUCCAACGUACGUGCAAUCGAUUUACCGAUUUAUCCGAACACGCUGAAUCCAUGAAGAGAUAAGAGAAACUUAGAGAGUUAACUAUCUCUAGCCAACAGCCUUCGACUGAUGUUCGGAUAAUAUUCUCCAUUUCAACACCAGUCAUGAUCGAUGACAAUUCGACGAUUCACCUGGUCACGAGAAUUUGAAAUUAAAGAAAGCGAGGUGCGUUCGUGGGCGGCCGUGCACGUACGCGCACAAGGACAGGAUCGAAUCGCUUUUAUGGACCGCGGCGAUAUUCGCAGAGCAUUAUAUCGUGCAUAUCUAUUAUAAUAAUCUCUUUUUAAGUACUCGCUAAAAUCGAUGCCGCGUUUCUUGCGAAAAGUUGCGUGGCAUCGUACAAAACGCCGUCGAAAGCUGUUAUUAAUAACCGUAGGGAAGCGACCUGUGGCGUGGUCUAUUCAUGGUCAUGUUUAUGGUCCUCUAUUUUAAGGUAUAUCAUACCUUAAAGCGAUACCGCUCGUUUAAGCGAAUUUUUUGCGCACGCGACCAGCGCGAGAUGCUCGCGACGCGCAGCGGGAUCGACAACGGCGGACAAAGAUCGGUCGCGUCCCGAAGAUCGCGGCGACAAAACGGCUACGUUAUUACGUUGUCGCGUACAAUGGGGCACCAGACAGAGAUGCAUUCCGUGAUACCCGUGAAAUAUCCCGCGGCGUAUUUCUCACGCUGGCGCGUCGUCGCGUCCAUCCCGCUGCGCGUCGCGCGUACGCAAAAUCGGCAACGGCCGACCGAAGGAAUCGCAUUACAACGAAAGUACGGGGACAAAUUUGAGCGAUGUGCACUGCGGGUCCCCGAGGGGAGAGUAUUGAGGAGGAGAGGAGAGCACCGAGAGAAAGAGGGAGAGAGAUUUGCAAUAGCUCCGUCGCAUCUCAUAGGCGAUGGGUCGAGGCACCGAGUGGGGUCUCAAGCUGGCCCGUAUAAAAGGGGGCGUCAAGACAUCCGCGGAGCAUCAGUCCUCAAAUCAAGGAACAGCAACAACCAUGAGGGCAUUCGUGAUCCUGGCGCUCGCCGCGACGGCGAUGGCGCGGCCAGAAGCCGGAUACUCCUACAGCCAACCAAGCAGCAGCUAUGGUGCUCCUUCCUUUGGUGGCGGUGGCGGCGGCGGCGGCGGUAUCAGCAACGUUGGUUUUGCUAGUGGCGGCGGUAUCAGCAACGUCGGUUUUGCUGCUACCGGCGGCGGCGGCGGUUUCGGUGGUGGAAUCGGCGGCGGCGGCGGCGGUUUCGGUGGUGGAAUCGGCGGCGGCGGCGGCGGCGGUUUCGGUGGUGGAUACAUUGGCGGUGGCGGCGGUUCGCUCAUCCAGAAGCACAUCUACGUGCAUGUACCGCCCCCGGAAGCUCCUGAGGAGAGACCGAUCAGGCCGCUCCUGCCAUCGGCUCCAGCCCAGAAGCACUACAAGAUCAUCUUCAUCAAGGCACCGACCCCGCCAACCCCGACCGCUCCAGUAAUUCCGGCGCUGCCGCAACAGGACGAGCAGAAGACGCUCAUCUACGUCCUGGUGAAGAAACCUGAAGAGGCACCCGAGAUCAGCCUGCCGACCAUCACGCCCACUCAGCCCAGCAAGCCCGAGGUCUACUUCAUCAAAUACAAGACGCAGAAGGAAGUCACCGGUGGUGGUGGCUAUGCUGGUGGCGGCGGUGGCAUCGGCGGUGGCCACGGCGGUGGAAUCGGCGGUGGAAUCGGCGACAUCGGCCAUGGUGGAAUUGGCGGUACCGGCAUCGGUGGCACUGGACCCAGCGGACCCAGCACGAGUUACGGGGCACCCGGCGCAUCCGGACCAUACUAGUCAAUUCACCGCUACUCCGUCCGCGGCCCCUCCGUCCCGCUCCUCCAACGAUCACCGACACACACGCACACACCGCUCACAUACCUCCGACACGAUCGGCGACGACGGCGCUUGUCGCGUCGACGUAUCGCCAUGCCUCACGCGCGAUCGCCGUAACGAAACGAGGAUGACACCGAUGAAAACGGCGAUAUUGAUGACGAUGUUGAAUACGAUGAUGAUGACGACGACGACAAUGAUAAGAACAAUGACGAUGAUGGGGAUGAUGAUGAAGAUGAUGAUAUCGAUGAUCAAGACCACGACGACUACCAUGAUGAUGAUGAUGACGACGACGAUGAUGAUAAUGAUAACAAUGAUGAUGAUGAUGAUGAUGAUGAUGAUGAUGACGAUGAUGAUGACGAUAAUAAUGAUUACGACGACUAGAGCGAGGGAGAGAUGUUUUUUAUACUUAUUUUUUGCAAGAAAACGGUGGCGAAAUAAAGCUUUUUUAUGUAUUUUUACAUAAAAAU